AUGUUGGAACUUGAAAGCCAUGUCACCAUUCAGAAGCGAGCCUAUUACUCCCCGCCUUGGGCGGACGUUAGCAUUAUUGCCGUAGCUGGAAGCUCGGGUUCUGGGAAGUCGACCGUAUCCCAGGCCAUUGUGAAAAAGCUCAAUCUGCCCUGGGUGGUAAUUCUGUCCAUGGACUCAUUUUAUAAGACGCUCACUCCCGACCAGUCGAAGUUAGCUUUUGCCAAUGAGUAUGACUUUGAUUCCCCAGAUGCUAUCGAUUUCGACAUCUUAGUUGACCGUCUGCGUGAUUUAAAAGCUGGAAAACGAGCUGAGAUACCAGUUUACUCGUUUCAGAAGCACCAGAGACUGGAACAAACCACAUCAAUCUACUCGCCUCAUGUGCUUAUUCUUGAAGGCAUUUUUGCUUUAUAUGAUCCACGAGUAAUUGAACUGCUGGAUAUGGGUAUUUACUGUGAAGCUGAUGCUGAUACUUUUGUUCGGGAUGUGCGAGAAAGAGGUAGAGACAUUGAAGGAUGCAUUAAGCAGUGGUUUGCUUUUGUCAAACCCAAUUUCGAAAAGUAUGUUGAGCCUCAGCGGAAAGUGGCUGACUUAAUCGUCCCCCGUGGCAUCGAAAACCGAGUUGCAUUAGAUAUGAUGGUACAGUUCAUCGAGAAAAAACUAUUCGAGAAAUCCACCCACCACCGCGAGGCUCUGUCAAGACUGGAGGCAACUUGCAAGGAGCAACCUCUGUCAGAUCGCGUUGUUAUCCUAGAUGAUACACCGCAACUGAAAUUUAUGAAUACGAUUUUACAAAACAUUGAUACAUCAGCGGAGGACUUCAUCUUCUACUUUGAUCGGCUAGCGGCGCUCAUUAUUGAGCAGGCAUUGAACAAUGUACAAUUUGUAUCACUGGCUAUUGAGACGCCACAAGGCUACAACUACCAGGGAUUGCAGCCUAAAGGCGAAGUAAGCGCUGUAAUUGUCCUCCGUGGCGGGUCUGCCUUUGAAUCGGCUCUCCGAAAAACCAUUCCUGACUGCCGAACGGGGCGACUGUUGAUCCAAUCAGAUUUCUCGACCGGUGAACCCGAGCUUCAUUAUCUACGACUUCCGGAAGACAUUCAUGAGCAUGAAAGUGUUUUGCUGUUGGAUACGCAGAUGGCUAGUGGCGGCGCAGCGCUGAUGGCAGUACAAGUAUUGGUAGAUCACGGAGUGGCUUUGGAGAGAAUAGUUCUGGCAACCUAUUCAGCCGGACGCGUGGGGCUGCACAGGCUUAUGACGGUGUUUCCGGAAAUCACUGUGGUGGUGUGCAAUAUACUUCGAGAUCAAGAACGUCGAUGGGUAGAGAAGCGAUACUUCAGGUGCUGA
This is a messenger RNA of Pochonia chlamydosporia 170, 1344 nucleotides long. RefSeq names its product uridine kinase. Gene Ontology annotation, molecular function: ATP binding; kinase activity. NCBI's taxonomy places the organism in Eukaryota, Fungi, Ascomycota, Sordariomycetes, Hypocreales, Clavicipitaceae. The transcript has 9 exons. The record is from RefSeq and is a predicted model, not a curated record. Gene Ontology annotation, cellular component: cytoplasm. Bases 1 to 1344 code for a protein of 447 amino acids.